ACGACGUGUUGGUAGUCCAACUGGGUUUGGUUUGGAGACUUUUUGUGGUAUGGAAAUUUUGUAUGGUCGAGUGUUUAUCUAAUAAAAGUUGGGAAAAUCGGGAAAAUCACAUAAAUCUGGAAGAAAUGAAGGAAGACAUCUGUGACAAGAUAGAGAAGGAUGAAUUCUACCAGACUUAUCUUCGGGAAGGAGUGUCGAGUCAGCAGCUGGAAGCCAGUAAAUUCUUCUCCUACACUGAACAAAUCAACAAACUGGCCGAAGGAUUAGAAGCUCUGUCCACUGAACUUCAGAGUCAGGUUAGAGAGCAACAUGGAGCGCUCCUGUCUCAAGCCAGUCAUGCCGGAAAGUUGGAGGGAACUCUGGAAGUGGUUCAUGGGCACAUGAUGAGUCUCGUUGGGGCUGCCAAUCGGCUGAAGAAUCAUGUAAAUAAACCAUACGAGGUGCUGGAGAGCAAGACAAAGGUCUUGGGGAGGUUGCAUGAAACCACUCACAUCCUUCGACAAGCCGGAAUCUUCCUGCAACUCUACAAGAAGCUCCUAGGGACGAAAGAAUUUGAGAAGCAGGCAGUGAUCUUUCAUGAAAUUGACUCAUUGAUCCAGGAUGAUACGCUGAACAGUGUGAAAUUCCUAAAAGAUGAAAUCGCACAUGUUCAGAGCAAUCGCAGGAAGCUAAUUACUCUGGCUGACAAGGAACUGAAUACAGCUCUGAAAAAUCUCAAUGUGGACACUGUUCAGAGGAGUCUACAGAUUUUCUCAAAUCUCCAGAUCCUGAAGAAGUACAUUGAUGAUCUGCUUGAGACUUUUGUCGGAGACAUCAAGCAGUCUAUCAAGGAGUGCUGUACGGCACCUGAGACAAAGAUUUCUGGGACUCGAGAUACAGAGCCUAAAACCACUUCCAAGGCCCAAAUGAGAGCUCCUGGCAAAGCUCCAGCACUGACAACUUCCCUGCAUUUCCGUGCUAAGCUUUGGAAUGCAUUGGAAUGGCUGUUUGCCGAGGAGAUCUUCAGCUGCAGCGCCCAGAUCAGGUUCCUGCACAAGUGCGUGAGGAAUAGUGGGCUGAUGGAUGCCGAUAUGGAGAUCGAGGAGCAAUGGUGGAAGGGACUGCAGGAACUCCUCAAGACAUCCUUCCGGGACUGUCCACCUCACAUUGGCCAGUGUCUUCAGCAGGGACUCCCGAAGCUGGUGGCUGAGACGAAAAACCUCUUCACGAAGCUCCAAAUGGAUUCGCCCUUCGAGGAGGAUGUCUUUCAAUCUUUGGAAGCUGGCUUCCUGGAAAAAUGUGGGAGCAAUCUCAAGGCUACAAUUUCAGCGGUGGACAUUCCCUCUGAGGACACAAUUGAUGCCCUUAUUCGUGCUGCUUCCACAGAACUUGGCACUGCUAUUGUGGAUCAGCGUCUGUGUGACAUGGUCACGAGUGUGAUAAUGUCCUGCAACCGAGAUGUCUGGAAUAAGUUGGAGUCCAACAUAAAGCUCGGGACAGAUUCUAAACAGAUCGUUGAUAUUCCCAAUUCUGCCCAGAUUCAGAACACUACAAUUGCAAAUUUAAUAUGUUACCAUGCAGAAGCCGUAAGGCGGAUGAUUGAGAAUCUUGGGGUGAAUUUUGGAGGAUCAGCAAGUGCCAAGCGUUUGCAGGAGAAUCUUCAAGUUGGUCAGAAUCUUGUGCUGGCGAUACUUCAGCAGAUUUUUGAUUCUAUAGCUUCAGCUGUGCACGAUAUUAUGAUUUCAAUGCAUCGGGAACCUGCACUAAAUGUCAGCACUUCUUCCAGCGUAUCGCUGUACAUGAAGGAACUCCAGGAAUUCCUGUCAAGAGUCUGGGGAGCCCACAUUGGGCCCUUUGCUGAUAAGGAAACCGUGAAUAAGUGCGGUAGAGAAUUAGCUAGCCGGUGUAUUGAACUCUUCAUCCGGAAUGUUGCUAUCUUGAGGCCAUUGUCUCAGAUUGGCAGGAAUAAGAUUCGAAUCGAUUGCCAGCAUCUAGAAGUGGUUCUCGGGGGAAUUGUUGGUGAUCUUGGAACCUUGGGAAAACCUUUCAGGGCAAUCAGAGCAUUCAAUACAAUCUUGACUUUUACUCCCAAGGAACUGUCUGAGCACUCAAUGGACUCUGAUAAUCCAAUUCCUUCCUACAUUCUUCUUCUGAUGAUGUUCAGUUUUGCAGGAACCGAACUCACCAGUCCCAAUGUCACAGCAGGGUGGUCUAAUGAGAAACUAAUGCAAUGGCUCGAUGGACAUACAUCAAAUCGUGAAAGGCUGGAAUUGAUUUCCGGGGCUCUGCACAAGUACAGAAACACGGUCAGGCAAAAAAACAUCACCCAAUAUGACCCAAUCUAUCCCUUAAUUGCAUCUGGUCUGGAAAAGGCAUUGGGGAGUCUCUGAGGGCACCGGGAAUGCCCAAAUUUGUAAGAGUGAGGUUAUAUCGAAAAAUUUGUUUCCCGCGCUUUCUAUACUGUCAAUGUGUCAAUAAAGUAAGGUUAAGUGAAAAGAAUAAAAA
Molecule: messenger RNA, 2484 nt
Organism: Phlebotomus papatasi
Lineage: Eukaryota; Metazoa; Arthropoda; Insecta; Diptera; Psychodidae
Gene: fws
Product: conserved oligomeric Golgi complex subunit 5
Exons: 4
Coding region: 63-2369 (768 amino acids)
Biological process (GO): intra-Golgi vesicle-mediated transport
Cellular component (GO): COG complex
Source: RefSeq, a predicted model, not a curated record